ACUUUUUGCUGUCGAUCUAUAUCUUUAAAAAUGGUUUUGUUGGAUGUGUAGUUGAGCCAAAUAUGGGAUGCAUUCAAAUUAUUGGCAAAUGCAUUAAGAUUCCAGACUGUAGUGCGUCAUGCAGGAAAUUCCUUGGGCCACAGGCAAGUGGCUUCUGUGACAACGAUGGUGCUGGUGGAACAUGUAUUUGUACUUACCCAUGUCCGACUAAGGAAACGCAUAUGUGAUUUCUGAUGUACAUUGAAAUCUCAAAUUCUCCAAAUUAUAUAGGUAGAAAUCAAAAUUCAAAAUAAUGUCAAGAUCGUAGGUACUACGGUUUUUUUGUAAUAUUGUUAGAGCAAUAUUUUGCAAUCGACAAUUUGGUAUCAAUAUAAGUUACGAGAAAAUGAUAUUUUCAAUUGGAUAUUAGAGUUGUGAACUGUCGUGCCAUCUUGCAGUGGCGGAUCCAGAAACUAUUUUUAUAUGGGAUACGCUUAGGUUAAGGGUGUGCCCUAUAUAUAUCAAAUACGUGAAUCGGAUUUUUCAAAAUUCGCCAUGUUCUCUCUGAUUUUUUUUAAAAUAUUUCGGAUAUUAUCGGAUUAUUUUGAUAGAUUCGGAUUCAGAUAAUACUUGAAUCAAACAAUAUCCAAAACAUAUAGGUUCUAGACUUGUUCUCCAAUCAAUUAUCCGAACUGACUUGGGCCUAAAAUAGGCAUGACAUUCGGAUAUUGGUUUGGGUUCGGUUUGGAAAUUUUGGUACUAGAAGUCAAGGUAUCAUUCAUGCAUUUUAAAAUUUCAAUUCGGCUACGAUUCGAUACUUUUCGGGUUCGGGCGAUUUGAAUAGCUGAUUCGAGAACCAAAAUUGAUAUUUUUCGGAUAUUGUUUGGUUCGAGUACUUUUUACAUGAUUCGACCCAAAAAACCUGAAAAAUAUCUAAAAUAUUAAAUACCCAAAAACCUCAUAAUUUAGUCCAAUGAAAAAGGUAUAAUAGAGGAGUAAAAUUUUAUAAGUACUGUUUGAGUCAAUUACUUUGGUCUUUGUACCCAAACCUAUCAAAAUUACCCAAGAUGUCUGAUUAAGCCGGCAAAUAAAUUUUAGAGGGAGUAACAUGUUUAGUUGAAUUUGAGAUAUAUCUAGGUAACCGUUCGGUUUCGGGUAUUAUAUUAUCGAAACGAAACGAUACCUUAAGUAGCUGAA
Arabidopsis lyrata subsp. lyrata is the source of this 1176-nucleotide messenger RNA. Its product is annotated as defensin-like protein 173. The transcript has a single exon. Bases 63 to 227 code for a protein of 54 amino acids. Lineage: Eukaryota; Viridiplantae; Streptophyta; Magnoliopsida; Brassicales; Brassicaceae. The record is from RefSeq and is a predicted model, not a curated record.